AUGAGGGUCUUCAUCGCCUUCGAUGGUUCCUGUGAGCCUUUUGACGUCUCUCCUGACCAGACCGUGGGGAGCGUAAAACUGAUGGUCAAGGAUUACUUCCACGUGCAACUGUCAGACGACAAGCAGGUGAGGCACUUCCUGGAGCUAAGCUAUGCUGGUGCCAUCCUUCGGGACAGCUGGGUCCUGACAGACAUUGGCAUCACCCCUAGCAGUGCCAUCUGCUGCCUGCUGAAGGUUUACUCGGUGUAUAAACACAACAUAGGUAUUUAUGUAAAACAAGUAAAUUUACUGUAUGUCCAUGGUCUUAUACUUCAGCGGGAGCCGGUGGUGCGUGUGUUCAGUGCCGUGACGGGGGAGACCCUCUCAGUCUUGGGCACUGUGUUUCUCCUGAGUACGUCUGUGGCCAGGCUCAUGACCCUGGUGUCCCAGCAGUGUGGGCUUCCCGUCAGCUCCUUCAGACUGAGCUCUCCCACCGGCCUGCAACUCUACGACUGCAACCGGCUGCACGACUACGCCAUUGACCUGGGGGCUACUCUACGGUUGGACACCUGGGAUGGGUGGGCGGAGUUCCUCAGAGGCUGCUUCCUGGGACACAGACUGACCGUCCAACGACACCUGUCUAGGGAGAGACCUGUGAUGAGGUUCCAGCUCCGGGUGGCACUCUACAUCGCUGCUUCUCUGGGCCACCUGGACCUGGCCGGCUGGCUGCUGGAGAGGGGGGUGCGUGUCAUUGAGCCGGUGGGGGUUCACCCUUACCGUGAGUGGUGCCACCAGACGGCCCACCCCGACGUCGCCAAGUGUCCCGCUGUCGCCUCCAUCGAGCGCGGCCAGCUCACCAUCCUCAAACUCUUUAUCGCCAGCAGCGUUCUGACCCUUGCCUGUCGGGAUCCCCAGGGUCGUGACCCCCUGAGGAUCGCCCUCCAGUACGGCCACAGGGAGUGUGUGAGUCACCUGGCCACCAAGCUGUGCUCUGUGGUGGUCCUCCCAGGUAUGGCCCUGCCCAUGCGGACAUACCUCCAGAUAAAGGGCUGGGUGAGGCUGGGGCAGAGGAGGGCAGCAUCCAGGCACUGCAUGGGCCUCAACAGGGCUCCGUUCAGGACCAGGGUGGGCGACACGGUCCUGGUGGACGGCUUCACCCUCCCCAAGAUGUCCUCCAAGCCCAGGAGGAGUGAGGCCAAGGCGGGUAUCAGGGUGAUGUCCACAGCCUCUCGACGUUUGACCAUCAACUGCCCAUCUCAUGUAUCCUGCCCGCUCCGCGCCCUGGCAUCCCAGGAUAAACCUCUUCAACUACCGAAGCUACACCCUGUGGCCACGAGGGAUGAAAGAGAGAAGAAGAGGGGAUGUGGAGGGAAGGGAUGUGAGGAGGAUGAGAGUGGGGAUCAGAACAGCAACCAAUGGAGGAGCAGAGUCCCGCUCCCGCCCAUUUCCAGAGACACCAAUCUCAGACCUGUGUUUGCCUCGCCAAACUCCGCCCAGAUACUCACCACCUCACUGGAGGCCUUUUCUCUCCACUGCGACCGCACACCCAGAGAAAACGCCAUAUACUGUUUGACCUUGGCCAGGACCUGAGCCCUAGGACCAUGCCCCAGGACUACCUGACAUGAUGACUCCUUGCUGUCCCCAGUCCACCUGGCCAUGCUGCUGUUCCAGUUUCAACUGACCUGAGCCCUAGGACCAUGCCCCAGGACUACCUGACAAUGAUGACUUCUUGCUGUCCCCAGUCCACCUGGCCAUGCUGCUGCUCCAGUUUCAGCUUCCACCUGACUGUGCUGCUGCUCCAGUUUCAACUGUUCUGCCUUAUUAUUAUUCGACCAUGCUGGUCAUUUAUGAACAUUUGAACAUCUUGGCCAUGUUCUGUUAUAAUCUCCACCCGGCACAGCCAGAAGAGGACUGGCCACCCCACAUAGCCUGGUUCGUCUCUAGGUUUCUUCCUAGGUUUUGGCCUUUCUAGGGAGUUUUUCCUAGCCACCGUGCUUCUACACCUGCAUUGCUUGCUGUUUGGGAUUUUAGGCUGGGUUUCUGUACAGCACUUUGAGAUAUCAGCUGAUGUACGAAGGGCUAUAUAAAUAAAUUUGAUUUGAUUUUGAUUUGAAUAUGUGGACAUCUAUAAGUACCUAGGUGUCUGGUUAGACUGUAAACUCUCCUUCCAGACUCAUAUCAAACAUCUCCAAUCGAAAAUCAAAUCAAGAGUCGGCUUUCUAUUCCGCAACAAAGCCUCCUUCACUCACGCCGCCAAACUUACCCUAGUAAAACUGACUAUCCUACCGAUCCUCGACUUCGGCGAUGUCAUCUACAAAAUUUCUUCCAACACUCUACUCAGCAAACUGGAUGCAGUUUAUCACAGUGCCAUCCGUUUUGUCACUAAAGCACCUUAUACCACCCACCACUGCGACUUUCCAGCAAAUGUGGAUCUCAAAACAGGAGUACGAAGAGGGCGGGAAGCAGUGCGUAGACAGGAAGUGCCCUUGAUCGACCACCAACAGCAUCUACUGCCUCCAGAACUCACAAUAACAUGUCUAGUUUAACCUUUUACUGUGAGCUCAGGAACACCCAAGGACGGUAGUUCUGUUGAUUUAAAAAAAAAAAAAAAAAAAAAAUUUAAAUGGAUAAUCGAAUCUGCCUUUAUCAUUUUUUGUAGAAAACAUGAACUAUAACGAACCAUGUCACAUAUUCCAUUGCUAUGAAAAGGGUGAAAGGCUGAGUUCCUUUUGACUCCAUCUUCAGUAUGCCAUUUUCAGUUUGUUUAUGGACCUUAUAUUCUGAUCUCAACCUUCUUGACAGGUAAGAAACACUUGGUUAGUGUUUGUGUCUUAUCCAAUGGGUUGUCAGGUGAACGUUGAAGAUGCUUCUUGGAGGUGAUCUAAUGAUGUCAUUGAAUCGCUGUCAUUGAGUUGCUCACUGGACAAGACAAUUAUUCACUGAAAAUGAAAUCUGUCUUUCAUUUCACUUAUGUUGAUACUUGAUUGGCUAUUUGCUGUCUUUUGAAAAUACAAAAAUAAAUAUAACUGUUUUAUGAA
Messenger RNA from Oncorhynchus nerka (sockeye salmon), 3017 nucleotides. RefSeq names its product protein ANKUB1-like. NCBI's taxonomy places the organism in Eukaryota, Metazoa, Chordata, Actinopteri, Salmoniformes, Salmonidae. The record is from RefSeq and is a predicted model, not a curated record. Gene Ontology annotation, molecular function: protein binding.